GGACCUGAUGCAGUACCGGCGGAUGGUGUACGGCCUGCGCAAUGCCACUGCGCACUUCCAGCGGGUUAUGGAUUUCCACAUACGGCAGCACGGGCUGCAGGACUUCGUCUGCGCCUAUGUGGACGACCUGCUGAUCUUCUCCAACACCUUUGAGGAGCACUGCGAACACCUGCGCCGUGUUUUCGCCAUGCUGCGGGCCAUCAACAUCCGUCUGCACCCGGAGAAGACGAUGGUGGCCAGCGACUGUGUGGAGUUCCUGGGGUUUAUGGUCUCGGCUGACGGCAUGGGCCCUACCCGCGCCAAGGUAGCCGCCUUCCUGGCGCUCACCUCGCCCACGUCAGCCACCGCUCUCAAGACCAUCCUGGGCAUGUACGGCUACUACUGCGACCUAGUCCACCAUUACGCCGACAUCGUCGCCGGCAUCACGCCGCUGACCUCCAAGAACGUUGUCUGGCGCAGCGACACUUGGCGUCCUGAGCAUCAGGCGGUGCUGGACGAGCUCAAGCGCAUCUACUCUGAGGAGGGGCUGGUGCUGCGGCGUGUGCACCCCGACCGGCCCUUGAUCCUGCAUACGGACUUCUCAGGUGUGGGAAUUAGCGGCGUGCUGGGUCAGCUGGACGAUCAGUCGCGGGAGUACAUGUGCGCCUGCAUAUCGCGGUCGCUGAACGUGCAUGAGCGCAAGUACACCAGCUACAAGGGCGAGCUGCUGGCAGUGGUCUGGGCCGUCAAGCUGCUGCACAGCUACCUCAGCAGCCGGCCGUUCACGGUCGUUACCGAUCACGCCCCGCUGCUGUGGCUGAUGACGACCUCGGAGGGCCUCACCCCGCAGUACGCUCGCUGGGCGCUGACGCUGCAGGCCUACGACUUUGACGUCGUGCACCGCCCAGGCCACCUCCACCAGAACGCGGAUGCCCUCAGCCGCAGCCCGCUCCCGUCUGCCCAUGACGGUUCUGGUGCCCGUCUUGACGAGGAGGAUGACCCCGUUCGCCCACCGCCGGCGCUCGUGGCUUAUCCUGGGGUGGAGUGGCCGUCGUUCGCCUUCCGCCGCCGCCUGCCCACGGCCGCGGCGGUACUGGCGGCCCGUUUCGCGCUGUCCCCGUCCACAGCGUCGCCAGCCAGUGUCAUCUCCUACGCCGCCAGCUUGGCGCCCGUGGCGCUGCUGCCAGCAUACACGGUCGUUGCGGC
Astrephomene gubernaculifera is the source of this 1185-nucleotide messenger RNA. Lineage: Eukaryota; Viridiplantae; Chlorophyta; Chlorophyceae; Chlamydomonadales; Astrephomenaceae. The record is from the annotation of a GenBank genome assembly.